AUGUCGGACUCUUGUGGCGACAAAUGCGAAACGCUGGAAUGGCUCCGUGAGCGUAUCCACAAUAAGAAACACUUUACCGCCCGUUUCAUUGGUCAGAUUGCGGACGCAUCUGGAAUGGAUGCCGAAUUGAUUGUCAAAAUUUUCGGCGGCGUCCUUUUUGUCAUUCUCGUUUUCAGUGAUCAUGCUCAUUUCUUUGCCAACCAACUUCUUGUUCUUGUUCCCGCUCUCCUCAUCUUUGUAUUCCCAGCCGAGAAACCAACGGAUGACUCUCUGUUCAUCUACUUCUCGUUGUUUGGAGCUCUGACUGUGAUGGAUCGGAGUUUGGAACGAAUCCCGUGUUACUACAUUUUCAAACUGGCUCUCUUUGUUUUGCUCUACGUUCCACCAUAUGAGUUACAUAAGAGAAUCAGUGAACUCAUUCAGGAACAACUCAAAAAACAGAAGAGCAAUGAGAAUGUAUCCGAAAUAAGCCGCAGCCAACGUACCACUCCAAAGACUAACCAAUCGACCAGAACUGCCCUUCCGCCACCACCUCCGCAACCAGUUCAAGAACAACCGAAACCUGUCGAGCAAGCACCAGCUUCAGCUCCGGAACCAGUGCCAGUUCCAGUCCCAGUUGAACAACCACCACCACCUCCUCCAGUCGAGCAAGCUCCACCACCACCAGCACCAGCACCAGCACCAGUGGCAGAAGCUCCCCAAGCUCAACAAGAACCACCUGCACCAGCAGACCCAGAGCCGAAACUUCCAUCUUCAAGAAGUCAUUCCGAUUUGGCUGGUGGCUCUCAACGUCUGAAAUCGGGACCCAAUCCAAUGCAAUCCAACUCAUUCUACAACCUGAGAUCGGAAUCCAAUGGAUUCAACUCUCGAGCAAUCAGCCCAGCGGGAAAUUUGAAUGACAUGAUGUUCCUACCAACCGGUAAACUUGUCUUCAAUGCUCCAUUUGACUAUGAUAACCUGACGUAUCACAUGAAAAUCACCAACAACAGUCGUCAUCGUAUCGCUUAUGCAGUCAAAGGAAACGCUGUGCCACGUGUCAUGGCUAACCCUGCAUUUGGAAUUUUGAAUGUGGAAGAGAUGAGAAUUGUAGCAGUUUCGGUACAGAAGUUUGCAUGGAAUGACGUCGACUUUCAAAAGGAUCGUAUCGCAUUUGAUUAUGUUCUGUUGCCUGAUGACAACAAGGAGAAUACGUUCCAGAUGUCCAUGUUCCAACAAUCAGACAGUAAAAUACGCAAGAACAUCAAGAUUGAAUACAAUCCAUAA
This is a messenger RNA of Caenorhabditis briggsae, 1263 nucleotides long. Lineage: Eukaryota; Metazoa; Nematoda; Chromadorea; Rhabditida; Rhabditidae. The transcript is spliced from 4 exons. The coding region runs from base 1 to 1263 and encodes 420 amino acids. The record is from RefSeq and is a predicted model, not a curated record.